UACGUCACCGGGUACCAGUUCAUCCACACGGAGAAGCACUACCUCUCCUUCGGCCUCUACGGAGCCAUCCUGGGGCUGCACCUCUUCAUCCAGAGCCUCUUUGCCUUCCUGGAGCACCGGCGCAUGCGGGGCGAGGGGCGGCCAGUGCGGUUCGGGUGCUCGGUGGCCCUCUGCAUCGCCGCCUACCAGGAGGAUCCCGACUACCUGAAGAAGUGCCUGCGCUCCGUCAAGCGGAUCGCCUUCCCUGACCUGAAAGUGGUGAUGGUGGUGGACGGCAACGGCCCCGACGACACUUACAUGCUGGACACGGGGCUGCGGGAAGGGCUGGCCCAUGUCCAGGCGCUGGUGCGGGGCACCACCUACUCCUGCAUCCUCCAGAAGUGGGGCGGGAAGCGGGAGGUGAUGUACACGGCCUUCCGGGCGCUCGGAGACUCCGUGGACUACGUCCAGGUGGAU
This is a messenger RNA of Mesitornis unicolor (brown roatelo), 456 nucleotides long. RefSeq names its product hyaluronan synthase 3-like. The annotation marks the transcript as partial. Gene Ontology annotation, biological process: extracellular matrix assembly; hyaluronan biosynthetic process. The transcript has 2 exons. Gene Ontology annotation, molecular function: hyaluronan synthase activity. NCBI's taxonomy places the organism in Eukaryota, Metazoa, Chordata, Aves, Mesitornithiformes, Mesitornithidae. The record is from RefSeq and is a predicted model, not a curated record.